AUGGUUAAAAGAUGCGAGUCCUGCAAUAAACACCAAUCAGCGCCAAUGAAAUUACCACUGAUGCAACCAGAUUUGCCGGCAUCACCUUGGGAAAAGUUGGGCGCAGACAUCUUUGAAUUCAACAAAGCAAAGUAUUUAAUGGUUGUUGAUUAUUAUUCAAGAUUCAUGGUCAUACGUCUUUUGAGUGACAUGUCCGCAUCUACGAUUUCCAGUCAUUUCACCAGCAUUCUUGCAGAGUAUGGCCUACCAUCGAUGAUAAUGGUUGAUUUUGGAAGUCAGUUUGUCAGCAAGAAGUUCAGGGAAAAAUGUAAACGAAGCAAUAUAACCUUGACCUUUAGUUCGCCAUAUCACCAUCAAACCAAUAGCUUGGCCGAAAAAAGUGUUGGCAUUUGUAAAUCACUCUGGAAGAAGGCGUUGGAGACUAAACAGUGUCCUUAUGCAGCUGUGUGGAUGUACCGAAUUACCCCUCUCGAUAGUCAGUUGCCAUCGCCUUACGAGCUCCUUUUCGGCCGUAAACCUAGAUCGCUGUUACCGUGGGAGGUCUGCCUUACAAUCAAGGCAUUCCAGUAA
Molecule: messenger RNA, 570 nt
Organism: Dendronephthya gigantea
Lineage: Eukaryota; Metazoa; Cnidaria; Anthozoa; Malacalcyonacea; Nephtheidae
Exons: 1
Coding region: 1-570 (189 amino acids)
Biological process (GO): DNA integration
Molecular function (GO): nucleic acid binding
Source: RefSeq, a predicted model, not a curated record